Molecule: messenger RNA, 1635 nt
Organism: Plenodomus lingam JN3
Lineage: Eukaryota; Fungi; Ascomycota; Dothideomycetes; Pleosporales; Leptosphaeriaceae
Source: RefSeq, a predicted model, not a curated record
AUGCAUCCAUUCACUGCAUACGCGCUUGGGAUAGCCAUUGUUAGCGUCGCGUUGUACGCCAUUGUCGAAGCUGCCACGAAAUACAAUGCGAAGUACAAUCCUCGAGGAUUACCAGGACCAGCUCUUGUGCCAUGGCUAGGCCGCGUCCACGACCUGCCCAUUGACUUCAUGUGGUUGAAGUUUGACGAGUGGGCGAAGAAGUAUGGACCAAUUUACCGGACGAAGAUGUUGGGAGCCAACUUCAUCAUCAUAUCUGAUGAGAAGAUUGCUGAGGACUUAUUGGUCAAGAGAGCUAAGAUAUACUCUGACCGUCCAGAAAUCAAGUCGCUUUUUGAUGCAAAGAGUACCUAUGGUUCGAUGGAGUACCUUCCAUUGAUGGGAAAGAAUCAAUACUGGGCUCGUCAGCGAAAGUUUACGCACGCAUACCUCACUGGAGCUACCAACGACCGUUACUAUGGCAUAAUGGAAUACGAAGCAAAACGAUGGAUGGCAAGACUCGUGGAGAACCCUGAUGAUUUCGCAUUUUCUCUCGAGGACAUGUGCUCCAAGGUCAUGUGCCAGUUGACUUGGGAUGACGAUACGCUCAGUGUUCCCUUGACUCCCAGCGCCUGGGGCCUACUUACCCAGAUGUCACCUGCAGGCCCCCUCACAAACGUACUCACUCCAUUGUGGGACUAUCUUCCAGAGCCCAUCAACCCUUGGAAGUUGAGAGAGCGCAAACGACACGAUGACCAACAGGCUUGGUGGCUGGCCAUCUUACAACAAACGAGGAGCAAGAUGCAAAAGGGCAAGCAGCGAUCUUGCUUCACCAAGACCUAUCUCGAGACGGCUGAGAAGACGAACAUCUCUGGGGACUAUGAGGCAUCUUCCGUUAUUGGGAUGAUGGCUCUGGUUGGUAUCUUCACUGUCGCCGGUCCCUUGUAUUAUUUCUUGGUUGCUAUGGUUCACCAUCCAGAAUGGCAGGUGAAAUGUCAGGAGGAAAUCGAUCGUGUCUGUGGGAAGACGCCACCCUCUCUUGCCGAUUUGCCAAAGCUUCCGGUGCUCCGCGCCUGUAUCAAAGAGACCAUGAGAUGGAAACCGACAGUACCGACAGAUAUAGGUGUCGCACAUGAAUGCGAAGCCGAUGACUGGUUCCGAGGUUAUUUUAUCCCCAAAGGCACACGUAUCCUUCCCUUGGACUAUGCCUUCCUCCGAAAUCCAGCAAAGUACCCAGACCCAGAGCGGUAUCGACCAGAGAGAUGGCUAGAGGCCGGAUGGCCAACGUUUCGCGAGCCGCUCACCAAGUACCCUGAUAUUGUGGGCAUGACGUCGUUUGGAUGGGGUCAACGCCAAUGCCUUGGUAUGUCCAUCACUCGCGAUGAAACUGUCACAGGAUGUGGAGCCUUGAUGUGGGCGUUCAAUCUCAAGAAGAAGGUUGAUCCAGCGACGAUGAAGGAAAUUGAAGUGCCGCUGAACAAGUCCAACUCUUUGCUUAUCAUCAAGCCGGAUCCAUUUGAGAUGGCAUUUGAGCCGCGCAGUGCAGCGCGCAAGGCAGAGGUACUGGAGCAGUGGAGACUAGCAGAAGCAAAGGACCUGGAGGAGCGCGCGGCAUUCCUGAGGCAGUCGGAGAUGAAGGAAAAGGAAAUGCUGAUGUAG